This is a messenger RNA of Ectocarpus siliculosus, 2928 nucleotides long. The record is from the annotation of a GenBank genome assembly. NCBI's taxonomy places the organism in Eukaryota, Phaeophyceae, Ectocarpales, Ectocarpaceae.
AUGGUGGCCGACUCAGGAGAUGCCACUGCGGCGACGGCUAGGCUCGCCCUCAAGAUGGGGUCGGCGGCGGCGGAUACGAUCGCGCUCAUGGCAGACUUGGGCGAGGAGUUUCCCUAUCUUGGACCCGUGCUGAAAACGCUCACGGCUAUUCGUGAGACAGUGAAGGACGUGAAGAGCAACAAGGAGGAGCCCCAGGCUUUGCAUCGGAGGUGCGUGUACUUAACGGCAUGCGUGGUCGUGAAAAGUAGACAGAGCUCUUGCUCGGAGAUGGACGUGACUCCGCUCGAGCAGUGCCUGGAAGCAGCGGGGGAAAUUGUGAAGCGUUGUGGUGGGCGAGGCAAGAUGAAGGGGGUGCUGAAGGCCUCCAGCGACAAGGAGGAGAUCGCCCGAAUGAAGGCAGACAUCAGGGAUCUGGAGGCCGACUUCAGCUCGGCGGGUGUCGCCAUCCUGGAGGGGAAGACCAGCGAUUUGACGGCGAUGGUGGAGAGCACGGGAUCAAAUCAAGCAGCAGCUCAAGAAAUGAUCCUGGCAAAUACGGAAAGCAUUAUUGACCGGCUAUCCAAGACACCGGUCAAGCUGGCCAAAAUUCCCAAGGCGACGCCGAUUCGCAAGAGUUGGCAUGUUGAACGCCUCUAUGUCAUGGAAAGGGUGUUCGAGGCGCUCACUGCCGAUGGUGGACCGCGCUUGGUGGGGCUGGUCGGCGACAGCGGGUCGGGCAAGACCACGGCCGCGUCCGAGAUCGUCAGGAGUAACGAGGUGCGGCAGGCUUUCUCCGACGGGGUCGUGUGGUUGAAGGUAAAUCAUGGUGCAAAGGAUCGUCUCCCGUCCUUGAUGCUGCAGCUGGCCCAUAUGAUGUGUGAAGAAGUCGGCGGUCGUCGUCCAGCCACAUCGGAUGAUGGUGCGGCCUACAUCAAGGAGCAAAUGCAGCGCGGUCACGGGGGCAAAGGACUCACGUGCCUCGUAGUGGCAGACAACGUGUGGGAGAAGGAGGUAGUCUGGAAGCUGUUGGAGACGGGCAUGUGGGUUCUUCUGUCGACCCGCGACGAAGAGCUGGUGACAGGCUCGGAGGGGGAGGUUGUCGGAGUGGACGAGAUGUCCGAGGUAGAAGCGGAGUCGGUGCUGAGGAAGGCAUCGGAACUUCCUCCCGAGACGCGCUUGCCCGAUCAUGCCGUUGACCUGAUCGAGCUGUGUGGGCGCGUGGCGAUGGACCUGGCAUUCGUUGGUCGUUGGAGCACCGUUCGAGGCAGGUCAGACCGGACGGCUUGGUCGGAUGCUGCCGGCAAGGUGAGGACAGAGAUGGGCAAGAUUGAGGGUGGGUGCAUCAGCGGUACGGUGGUGGAGACUCGCGAUGCACGGCGCAAAGUCAUUCUCCAGGCUGGACGACGCGUGCAGCGGCUGUACCCAUCUCUUGCAGUAUUGCCGGACGGCCGUGAGUUUACGGUGAGGGACGCGGCCGUGUUGCUCUUCGAUCGAAAGCCCAGCCCUGAGGACGAGGCGUCUGCUGCAGGGGUAGUGGAGAUUCUGGAACGCUGGUCCGUCCUGCGUUCUAUAAAAGAUUGGUCUGCGCCGGUUCCGAGAAACACCUACGUCAUGCACGACGCCCACUCGGGCUUCGCGAGGGACAAUCUCAUGGACCGUGGAGACGUGCGCCGGCUUGCAUUGGUGCGAUGGACGAGGUAUAUCUCGUCUCUGGAUACUCUCCGGUCGGUGUGCUGGUAUGAUCUAAGAGGAAUAUGGUUGGGCGUGGAGCAGGUGGGUGGCGACGGGUGGAAAAGCACCCGCCCGUACGAGGCGGCGCUGGCCGGGAUGGAAGAUUCUGACCCCCUCCUCCCGAAGUCCGUGGUGGCCGUGGCAGAUUUUCAGCGUCAGAAGGAAGAUUGGGACAGAGCGGCUGUCACGUGCCGCAGGCUCCGCGAUAUGGAGGUGACCAAGUUGGGCCCAAUCUCUGAGGAGGUGGUCAGCUCGCUGCACGAGGUGGGUCUAGGCUACGAGAACGCUGGGCGGCUUGAAGAAGCGGAGGAGGUACUUAGAGGAUGCCUGGUGAUCGGGGAGGCCUUGCUGGGCUCAACGCAUAUAACGGUGACUCAAACGCUGGAACAUCUAAGUGGAUGCGUUCGACAAGCAGGGCAUUUCGAGGAGGCCGAGGGGUUGCUGAGGCGCUGUCUGGCGGUGAGGGAGGCCGAACUUGGACAUGGUCAUUCCCACACGGGCAUGGCAGUGUACAAGCUGGGUAGCUUGCUUGAAGAAACGGGGAGGCUGAUGGAAGCGGAGGAGUUGUUUAGGCGCCGUUUCGAGUUCCUGGAGGCCAGCGUGAGCCCCGAGGAAGAUAGUGCGGACAAUGCGCUUUUCGCCCUGGGUAUUUGCGUGCAAAAGGGAGGUCGUUUCGAGGAGGCAGAGGGUUUACUACGGCGCUGUCUCAAGUAUCGGGAAGCCACGCUUGGCCCAGAAUCUUCAAUGGUGGCGUGCGCGCUGCGUAUACUAGGUAUCUGCGUUCGUUCCUCUGGCCGAGUAAAUGAGGCAGAGGAGAUGUUGAGGCGGUGUCUGGCGAUCCAAGAAGCUAUGGGCCCCGGGGAUGACGUGGCGUAUACGCUGUAUCAUCUGGGUAUGUGCGUUCGACAGGCGGGGCGACAGACGGAAGCGGAGGGGUUACUGCGCCGCUCGUUGGGGAUCCUGGAAGCGAAGGACGACCCAAGGGAUAAGGACGACGCAAGGGAUACAAGGGCGGCCUACACGCUGUACAGACUGGGCGAAUGGGCUCGAGAAGCAGGCCGGCUGGAGGAGGCGGAGGAGAUGUUGAGGCAGUGUCUAGAGAUCCAAGAGAGCGCACUUGGCCCGACGAACAUGGAGGUGGCCGACACGCUGCAUUGGCUCGGUGUUUGCGUGGAAAUCAACUUCGCUGCGCAGGCGGUGAUAGGUAAAAGAGAAUAG